GCAGAAAUGUCAGGGGACCUGGAAGCCAAGAACUGGGGCUAUACACAGAUCAGUGUUCAGAAAUUCUGCUGUGAGUGGACCAUUAGCAACUUUUCAUUUUGCAUGGGGGGAAGUAGGAAAGAGAUUACAAGCCCACUAUUCUCAUUAGAGGCAAAUGAGGAAGUGGCAUGGUGUUUGAGAGUACACCCAAAUGGGGUUGAUGAAGAAAGCAAAGAUUACCUGUCAGUUUUCCUGGAGUUGCUCAGCCACCCAGAGAGCCCAGUUUGGGCAAAGUAUGAGUUCUGGAUCAUAAAUUGCCAAGGAGAGAAAUUUCAACGUAUGAAGAGCCCCAAUGUCAAAAGCUUUCUGCAAAACGAAAAGAGGGGAUUCAAAAAGUUUAUCCUUCGAGAUCCACUCCUCUCCAAUCCGCAUUGGCUUCUCCCUAAAGACCAGCUCACCCUCUGCUGCAAGGUGAGCAUAGUUGGAGGUUUCUACAGUAUGCCUGGACAGAACAUGAAACCUGAAAUCAAGGAUUCGAGGCACAGGUGGACAGAUGACCUAGGGGAGCUGUGGAAGAAUUCCCUCUUCUCAGACUGCUGCCUGUUGGUAGAUGGCCAUGAAUUCAGGGCUCACAAGGCCAUCCUAGCAGCUCGCUCUCCAGUUUUCAGAGCCAUGUUUGAACAUGAAAUGAAGGAGAAGCUAACAAACCGCAUUGAGAUCCAUGACCUGGAUCCCCAAGUCUUCAAGGAGAUGAUGGGCUUCAUUUACACUGGGAAGAUGCCACACUUCCACAGCCACUCCAUGGCCACUGGUGUGCUGGCAGCUGCUGACAAGUAUGGCCUGGAGGACUUGAUGGCCAUGUGUGAGGAUGCCCUCUGCAGGAACUUCUCUGUGGAGAAUGCAGCAUACACUCUCAUCCUGGCUGACCUCCACAGCAGAAACCACCUGAAGACUCAGGCCCUGGAUUUCAUUUCACUUCAUGCUUCUGAGGUCUCUGAGACCUCAGGGUGGAAGUCAAUGGUGAAGUCACAUCCCCACUUGGUGGCUGAAGCGUUCCACUUCCUGGCUUCUGCACAGUGUCCUUUCUUGGAGGCUAAAGUCCACACAGGAACUAGCCAGCUAUGAUCUACAUCUCUCUUCCAACAGCAACAACCAGUGAGGUUAACAACGACUUCUGAUUGGAGAAUGGUAUUUUGGGAGCAUUUAUACUGAAUCUGGGGAAGGCAGCAUGGUAGCUCAGGGUUUGAAACAGCUGUAAUAUGUGAGAAUGACUG
Molecule: messenger RNA, 1253 nt
Organism: Grammomys surdaster
Lineage: Eukaryota; Metazoa; Chordata; Mammalia; Rodentia; Muridae
Product: TD and POZ domain-containing protein 1-like
Exons: 1
Coding region: 7-1104 (365 amino acids)
Biological process (GO): proteasome-mediated ubiquitin-dependent protein catabolic process; regulation of proteolysis
Cellular component (GO): nucleus; cytoplasm
Molecular function (GO): ubiquitin protein ligase binding
Source: RefSeq, a predicted model, not a curated record